Molecule: messenger RNA, 2977 nt
Organism: Nerophis ophidion (straightnose pipefish)
Lineage: Eukaryota; Metazoa; Chordata; Actinopteri; Syngnathiformes; Syngnathidae
Product: neurexin-1a-like
Exons: 13
Coding region: 770-2977 (735 amino acids)
Source: RefSeq, a predicted model, not a curated record
GUGACGAGCCUUCGCGCGCUGUCUCGAGGAGGAGAGCAUAUAUCUUACUGCACCUCCCCCCCCUCUCCCCUCAGUAUACCUCUUCCCGGGAGAGAACACUUUUGGAGGUGAGCCUGGACCUUUUCAUUCCUCGGAGCGGGUUCCUCCCGAGCUACCUUUCCCGCCGCCAGGCUCCCUUUUAGUCGGCUUUUCGACUCACCUCCGCCGGUAAAGGAAAGACGGAAGGAAGGAGGGAGGCGGAGGGAUCGAUGAGUCGCGAGCCGCCGCGGCACCAAAAGGAUGCUGGUGAGGUGGCUGGAGAGUGAUGACCAGGCACACACACACACACAUAUAUAUAUAUAUACACACACACACACGCUCACACACCAUUCUUCAAAUCUUGCCCCCGCUAAGUAAGACGGGGAGGGGAGAGAAUCCUGCAAUGACGAUGUCAUUUCUCUCCGUUAGCGGCGUGUGAGCCGCACAGAACGCACACGCCGAGCCCCGUGGGGAGUUUUCCUGCGUGGGGUGAGGAGGGGAGCAGGCCCCUAUCUGGGCCACGACCAUGGAGUCCACCUCCCUUUGGGCGCACGUGUGAGAUGGCGUGGUCGUCGGAAUGAAGGACUGAGCGGAGGAUGAAAGGCGGAUCCAGAGCGUGGCCUCGUUAGGAACGCAGGGCGCACCUGAGACACGUCCCCUCCAAAGUGCCGUCACCAUGAGCGCCGUAGAGCACGCUUCCCAGCUCUAGCCUCUUCCUUCCGCCAGUGUGUGUGAGUGCGAGCGUGCGCGCAUGAGUGUGAUGGCGAUGUGCGUCUGGGCGGCGGCCCCUCUGCUCUUCCUGGGCCUGUGCCUGUGCAGCGUGGGGGGCCAGGCCCAAGGCGAGGUGCUGGAGUUCGGCGCCGUGUCCAACCAGUGGGGCCGCUUCCCGGUGUGGAACGCCUGCUGCGAGAGCGUGCUGAGCUUCAGCCUGCGGACGCACAGCCAGGAGGGCCUGCUGCUCUACCUGGACGACGAGGGCUUCUGCGACUUCCUGGAGCUGCUGCUCCUGCGCGGCCACCUGCGCCUGCGCUUCUCCAUCUUCUGCGCCGAGCCCGCCGAGCUGCAGUCGGGCGUGGCGGUGAGCGACGGGCGCUGGCACGCCGUGCGCGUCAAGCGGGACUGGAAGAACACCUCGCUGGAGGUGGACGGGCGGCUGGAGGGCUGGGCGGAGGUGAAGAGCAAGAGGAGAGACAUGACGGUGUUCAGCCACACCUACGUGGGCGGAGUGACCUCGGAGCUCCACGCCUCGCCCCUGCGCCUCACCUCGCCGUCGGUGCGCGAGCACCCCGCCUUCCGUGGCUGGAUCACGGCGGUGAGCAUCAACGGCUCGUUGGUGGCGCUGGACAGCUCCGAGGGCGUCACGGUGACAGCCGGCUGCGGGCCGGACCACCAGUGCCAAAACGGCGGCCUGUGCAGCCUGGUCAACGACCUGGCCGUCUGCGACUGCUCCGACACCGGUUACCAAGGCAACGACUGCAGUGAAGAGCACAGCUACACGCCAGGUCUGGCACACCUGAUGAUUGGCGACCAAGCCCGCGAGGAGUACGUCGCCACCUUCAAGGGCUCCGAGUACUUCUGCUACGACCUGUCGCCCAACCCCAUCCAGUCCAGCAGCGACGAGAUCACGCUGUCCUUCAAGACGCUGCAGCGCAACGGCCUGAUGCUGCACACGGGCAAGUCGGCCGACUACGUCAACCUGGCGCUGAAGAACGGCGCCGUGUCGCUGGUCAUCAACCUGGGCAGCGGGGCCUUCGAGGCCCUGGUGGAGCCCGUCAACGGCAAGUUCAACGACAACGCCUGGCACGACGUCAAGGUCACCCGCAACCUGAGACAGCACUCAGGCAUUGGACACGCUAUGGUGACCAUAUCUGUGGACGGCAUCCUGACCACCACGGGCUACACCCAAGAGGACUACACCAUGCUGGGCUCUGACGACUUCUUCUACGUGGGAGGGAGCCCCAGCACGGCCGACCUGCCCGGGUCCCCAGUCAGCAACAACUUCAUGGGCUGUUUAAAAGAGGUGGUGUACAAAAAUAACGACGUGCGGCUGGAGCUGUCGAGACUCGCUAAACAGGGAGACCCCAAGAUGAAGGUCAGCGGCGUGGUAUCCUUUAAGUGCGAGAGCGUGGCCACGCUGGAUCCCGUGACCUUUGACACGCCGGAGUCCUUCGUGGCGCUCAGCAAGUGGACGGCGAAGAAAGCCGGGUCCAUUUCCUUCGACUUCAGGACCACCGAGCCCAACGGCCUGAUGCUCUUCAGCCACGGGAAGUCCAGACAGGUUCAGCGCAAGGACCCCCGCACGCCGCCCACUGUCAAGGUGGACUUCUUUGCCAUUGAGAUGCUGGACGGUCACCUGUACCUGCUGCUGGACAUGGGCUCAGGGACCACAAAGACCAGGGCCAUCGACAAGAAGGUCAAUGACGGAGAGUGGUACCACGUGGACUUUCAGAGGGACGGACGCUCAGGGACCAUCUCGGUGAACAGCGUGCGGACGGCGUACACGGCGCCGGGCGACAGCGAGAUCUUGGACCUGGACGAGACGCUGUACCUCGGUGGACUUCCUGAGGACCGCGCCGGACUCAUCUUCCCUACAGAGGUGUGGACGGCCCUGCUGAACUACGGCUACGUGGGCUGCAUCCGGGACCUGUUCGUGGACGGCCAGAGCAAAGACAUCAGGCGGCUCGCAGAGGCCCAAAGGGCAGUGGGGGUGAAGCCCUCGUGCUCCAGGGAGCCCCCCAAGCAGUGCCUGUCCAACCCCUGCCAGCACAACGGCAUCUGCAGGGAGGGCUGGAACCGCUACGUCUGCGACUGCUCGGGAACGGGAUACCUGGGACGCUCCUGCGAGAGAGGUGAGGACAGGACCACCUGUUUCUGGCUAAUUCUAGUAGCAAUGCAGGAACAUGUUGCUAGGCAACUGGGCUCCAUUGAUCUGGAGGAGGGCGAUGACGAGAUCCCGUAA